GAGACUUCAGAAAAGGUCCUUGGGUUGGAAAGGUUUCAAUGUAUACAGUUGUUUUGCUGUUUCGACGUUUCGAAUCGUUUGCACGUCUGACUUAUGUCUGGGUACUCACAUGCAGUAAACGUGAUUUGUCUGUCAAAUUGACAAGUCGGGGAGUACAGUGGGGUUUAUAUAAACAUUUUUUAGACAUUUUCGAGGUUUCUCGAGCACCGAUGUUGUUAUUUUUUUAAAGAUAUUUACUUUAAAGAGGUAAAACGCGCGUUUUGUCAACAAGCGCUGUGUUACAGGAGGUUUACGAUAUGCGCCACGUGCUACCGGAUAAUAAUGACCAAGUUUGUCUUGGUCAUACACAAUGGAAUGAUGACAGAAAAGUGAGAUAUGACAGGACAGAAAAAUAUCCAACUGUGUUUUACCUGCGUAAUAAAAAUUGAAAAUAAAAUCAUUUGUCACGUCUGCCACAACUUUGAUGAUACAGUGUCUAAGAAGAUUAACGCUUGCUACAGUCUAAAGCUGACCGUUGCAUAUCAGUUAGACAUGAUAUCCUUGUGGGUUUGUGCAGCUUUGCUUGUGGUAGCACAAGUUGAGGAAUCGUCUGCAGCUCCCACAGUCACAGAUCAGCUACAAGGGAAUUCGUCGAAAGCAAAUACCUCGACAGCAAGAGGGGAGUUCUCUGCCUCCGCCUUCCAAGCGAUCGAACAGGCCAACAAUGCAGAGGCAAACUUACGAAUGUCAGACAGAAGCGGGCUUUUUUUACACGAGGGAGAUAUCGAACUAACAGAAAGCCAACGAAAAAUGAUCAAAACCCAGAUCUCUAGCGGACGACAGAAGCGCGCUACAUUAAGAAGUCUUUCUAAGCGUUGGAUGGAUUCAAGAGGUCGUCCUUUGAUUCCCUACUACAUCGAGGGCAGUGUGGCGCAUGCCCGCGGUGUCAUAGAUCAAGCCAUGAGACACUGGAUGAGUAAAGUUCCUUGCCUGAGGUUCGUUCGAAGAACAACUCAUCGUAACUACGUCAGUUUCUUUUUUGGAGGAGGCUGCUAUUCCAUGGUGGGACGAAUUGGAGGAAGACAAAAGAUUUCCAUUGGGCGGGGCUGUGAUCAAAUUGGCGUGGUUGUUCAUGAAAUUGGACAUGCUCUCGGGUUCUGGCACGAGCAAUCCCGUCCCGAUAGGGAUCGUUACGUCAACAUUCUCUGGAAUAACAUCCCAAGCGGAGUCCGCUCCCAAUUCACGAAGAUGUCGACAAGUACCAUUAACUCGCGCGGAAUCUCGUAUGAUUACGACAGCGUGAUGCAUUACCACUCUACCGCGUUUGGUAAUGGACGUAUAACCAUCACACGCAAAGAUGGAAGCACCAGGCUGGGAAACAAUCGAGGACUGAGUUACAAGGACAUCCAACAGGCAAAAUUGAUGUACUGCCCCGGACAACCCACAAGAAGACCUGUUACUGCAAGACCAAGGCCGCCCACGGGUUGUCGAUAUAAAGACAAUAACCGAAACUGUCCAUUUUGGAAAUCCAGGGGUUACUGCACGCACACACAUCGGACGUACAUGAGACGAAACUGCCAAAAAAGUUGCUUCUGCGGAACAAAUACCAACUGCCGUGACCUUGAGCGACACUGCCCAGCUUGGAGACAGAGAGGUUACUGUCGGCGAAACUCGCAGUACUACACCUACAUGUCAAAAAAUUGUAAAAAAUCCUGUGGCUCCUGCUAAACCAGCUUAGUCUGCGAAGCUGGAAAAAUGUGAAAUCACUCUGAGGCAAAGUUUGUUGUAGCUACACGUUUUUCAAUGCGUUAAUAAAUUGUUUAUUCUCUAUCUGAUUUUUUCAAUAAAUAAUACCAGGGUAUU
This is a messenger RNA of Pocillopora damicornis (cauliflower coral), 1842 nucleotides long. RefSeq names its product zinc metalloproteinase dpy-31. The record is from RefSeq and is a predicted model, not a curated record. NCBI's taxonomy places the organism in Eukaryota, Metazoa, Cnidaria, Anthozoa, Scleractinia, Pocilloporidae. Gene Ontology annotation, molecular function: metalloendopeptidase activity; zinc ion binding. Gene Ontology annotation, biological process: proteolysis.